Molecule: messenger RNA, 1443 nt
Organism: Megalobrama amblycephala (Wuchang bream)
Lineage: Eukaryota; Metazoa; Chordata; Actinopteri; Cypriniformes; Xenocyprididae
Product: stonustoxin subunit beta-like
Exons: 2
Coding region: 77-769 (230 amino acids)
Molecular function (GO): protein binding
Source: RefSeq, a predicted model, not a curated record
AGAAAGAAAGAAAGAAAGAAAGAAAGAAAGAAAGAAAGAAAGAAAGAAAGAAAGAAAAAGAAUAUGAGAAACUUCUAUGUUUCUGUGUUUGUAUGUAAUAACACUGUCUCUCUCUGUGUGUGUGUGUGUGUGUGUGUGUGUGUGUGUGUGUGUGUGUGUGUGUGUGUGUGUGUUUUCUAGUGUGGAUCACGGAGGAGAGUUCAUGAUAACAUCAAGAUUACACAAAUACGCCUGUGAUCUCACACUGGAUCCAAACACAGUGAACCCUUACCUCGUUCUGUCUGAGGAGAACAGGAAGGUGACAUAUGUGGGACAGAAUCAGUCAUAUCCUGAUCAUCCAGAGAGAUUUGAUCAUUAUCCUCAGGUUCUGUGUGGAGAGACUCUGACUGGACGCUGUUACUGGGAGGCUGAAUGGAGUGGAGAUGCUGAAAUAUCAGUGGCUUAUAAAGGAAUCAAGAGGAAAGGAGGGGGUUAUGACUGUAUGUUUGGAUAUAAUGAGAAGUCCUGGAGUCUGUCCUGCUCUGAUCACAGAUUCACUGUCCGUCACAAUAAUAAGGAAACUGUCAUAUCUUCUUCUUCAGUCAGUAAGAGAGCAGGAGUGUUUGUGGACGUGUCGGUCGGCACUCUGUCCUUCUACAGCGUCUCUGACACACACACACUCACACACUUACACACAUUCACACACACAUUCACUGAUCAACCCCUCUGUGCUGGAUUUUGGGUUUCUUCAUCAGUGUCUCUGUGUCACAUUAAACAACACACACACUGACCGACGCACACGCGCACACACACACACACACACAGAAUCAUGAGUUCAGAUAAAUAGAAACAGAUUCACUUUGGGACUUUUUGACCUGAUUCUGAAACACAGAACUGAAUUCACAGACUGACUUUACUUAUCACAAUACUAGAAGGUCCAUUAUAGAAAUCACGACUCAAAUUACAGUAACAGAGGUGAGCUGGUUGAGAGCUGCAGGUAAACUUCACUCCGCUGAUCUCAAGAGAUGCAGCAGUGACUGACAUCAGAGACUUCAGUCUUUAGUGUCUUUGUUAGGUGCGCCCACCUCCCAUGACGGAGACGCCGGUUCAAAUCCCACUCAAAACAUGUCCAGCAGACAUGUUUUGAGUGGGAUUACAUAUACACAACAAGAGCGGGAAAAUUAGGAACCAUGUGACUGAGAAAAGAAUGUGUUGAUUAAUGUGAGAAGAGGAAACCUGUUCAGCAACAUCUGACAUAUCAGACAUUUCUCUGUUUCAGAGUGGAUGUUUCUCCAGAUGUUUCUCGUGUCUUGAUAAAGAGGUCAUUUUGUUGUUGUCUUCUGCUCUCACUACAUGUACAACUAAGAGGAAAAUCCUUGAGUUUCUUCAUCUAGCAUGUGUUGACAGCUGAUUCUCCUGACAUCCUGGACACACUUGGAGAAAUAAAGACGAAUUAUAAUGUGC